Cucumis melo (muskmelon) is the source of this 2668-nucleotide messenger RNA. RefSeq lists its product as uncharacterized. Gene Ontology annotation, molecular function: protein binding. Bases 116 to 2449 code for a protein of 777 amino acids. The record is from RefSeq and is a predicted model, not a curated record. Lineage: Eukaryota; Viridiplantae; Streptophyta; Magnoliopsida; Cucurbitales; Cucurbitaceae. The transcript has 9 exons.
GGAAAUAAUAAUAAUAAUGGUAAUAAAAGAAUAAUACGGCUUUUUGUUUGUUUUAUCUCUCCGGAGAGAGGAGAGAGAGAGGGCAGAGAGAGAAACAGAGGAAGCAGCAAAAAAAAUGGGUAAGGUAGUGGAGAGGAAGAAGAGGAAGAAAGGGCGGCCAUCGCUGUUGGAUCUUCAAAAGCGGAAUCUCAAGGAACAACAACAAGAGCAACAACACCAACAACAUCAAUCAAAACGAAUCAACAACAACUCUUCCCCCUCAAUUUCCAACCCUAAUUACGCCUCCUCAACUCCCUUGCGCCGAUCUACUCGCCGGAAUCCCAACUCCGAAGACCUCACUCCCGAUAACCUCACUGAUGACCACCCAGAUGCUGAAUACAACCACCAAUUGGCUGGUAGCCGCCGCGAGAAGAAACUCAAGCUUGUUCUCAGAUUGCACUCCCAGAAAUCCCCAGUCAAUUCCUCGUCUCUUAAUUCUUGUGGGUCUGAUUCUAAUGCGGAGGGGGAUGGUAAUGCUGCUUCGAUUAGCAAGAAGCGGAAGAUCGGUUCGAUUGCGGAGGGAUCUAGGAUUCAAGACUCCGAGAAGGGUGAAAAGUCCAUUUCUGCUACAAACCCAUCAGAAACCCUUCAAGGGUUGCAUAUGGAUUCGGGACCCUCGACGCCUUUACCAGAUAAGAAGCUUUUAGUUUUCAUCCUCGACAGGCUUCAAAAGAAGGACGUCUAUGGUGUGUUUUCCGAACCAGUGGACCCCAAUGAGCUUCCAGACUAUCACGAAAUUAUAGAUCAUCCUAUGGAUUUUGGAACUGUGCGGGACAAGCUUACUUCUGGAGCUUAUAGCACCUUGGAACAGUUCGAAAAAGACGUUCUCUUAAUCAGUUCGAAUGCAAUGCAAUAUAAUUCACCAGAUACUAUAUAUUUUCGGCAGGCACGUACCAUACAAGAGUUGGCAAAAAAGAAUUUUAAGAACUUGAGACAAGAUAGUGAUGAUAAUGAACCAGAACCUAAAGUGGUGAGAAGAGGUAGACCACCAACCAAGAAUUUAAAGAAACCAUUAGGUAGACCUUCCUUGGAACGCGCUGGUUCAGAGUUUUCCCCAGAUGCCACUCUUGCUACUGGUGGUGAAAAUGCAAAUCGGUCCAGCGAUUUGAGGAAAGGACUUCAUCAUUUGGAAAAGCCUAGCUUUGCUGAUUUUUCUGGCAGAUUAUCCUUUUCUUCUAAUAGUGACGCUGCAUUUAAUUUGUUUAACCCGAGCAGAUUUGAUAGAAGUGAGGAUAUUACAGGUUCUGCACUGAGAUUUAAUUCAGUGAGGCAGGGAAAAAAACCUAUCGUCUCCGAGGAGAAUAGGCGUAAUACAUAUAGUCAAUUUCAGGCGGCAACUGCUUUGCUCGAGCCCGCUGUGUUGAAUACGUUUGAUAGAGAGAGGAAGGUUUUAAUGCCAGUUGGCCUUUUCUUGGAGCAUGCAUAUGCACGAAGCCUCGCUCGAUUUGCUGCAGAUCUUGGAUCUGUGGCAUGGACAGUUGCUUCUAAGAAGAUUGAAAGAUCUUUGCCUUCAGGUUCGAGUUUCGGUCCUGGAUGGGUUAUAGAAAAUGAUAUCACACCAAAGAGGGUGUUUCUACCACAAGCUGAACCCGGUAAAAUGUCGACGUUGCAGCCCUUUCUUGGGCAUGAAAGUGUGGAUCCAGAUGUAAAGCCUCUUACUAAUGAACAAAAGGGGGUUCCGUCAUCUGACAACUCUGAAGCUGAUACAUCACACAAGACGCAUGACGGGCUUUCUCGUGCCCCCAGUUCAGGUGGCCAGGUAAACAGGCCUCCAACUGAGUUUGCUGCAGCUUCGUCAUCACCAUCGAGUACUCAACAAUCUUCUGAGCAAUGCAAGGGGCAGGUGGAAACAGUUGAAGGAUCCAAUCCCAGUGGCAAUUAUAAUGUAUUGGAAAGUAGUAUUCCAAUCUCAAGGCCUUCAUUUCAUAAACACCAUAGUCCAACACUCCACCCUGGUAUGAAUGGAUUCAAUGGAGCUUAUGGUUUUGAUCUCUCUGCUCACAGGGGGAAACUAAUAGGACCGUCGGAUUCCGCUGGUGUGAAGCCUCAGUCAUCUCAAAUGCUCGAGACGAUCUCCAGGACUAAUGCUAAUUUCAUCCUUCCAGCAAUGGCAACCAAUCUGAACCCGAAAGAACCGAAAUGCCCAGAAAACAAUCCUAGUACAACAAACUCUUCCAGUUCAUUGGCUGGGUCGGGGAACGAUGGUCUAAUCAACCCUGCAGUCAGUCCACAUUUACGAUCACCUUGGCAUCAAGGAAAACCACCAGCAGAGAAAACAGAUGCAGUAGUAACAACAAUAUACAAACCGGAAUCGGUUCCUCCGGACCUGAAUGUGAGAUUUAAAUCUCCAGGAUCACCUAGCUCUAGUAAGGUGGACUCUGCUCACCCUGAUUUGGUUUUACAGCUAUGAGGAUUACUAAUUAUUAAUUAUUUUUCAACUUGUUGAUUAACCAUAGAAAUGGUGGGUUUGAGAUCUGUUGCUCUUGCCUGGAGUUACUUACAAAGGUGGAGCCUUAUCAAAUCUACCAAAUUGUGUUGUAAAAACAUUAGAAGAGGGGUCCUUGUACAGAUUUAUGUAUCCUAAUUUUUUAGCUUCAGGGAAAAAAAAAGAUAUAUGCCAUUUUCUGUC